Messenger RNA from Gracilinanus agilis (Agile Gracile Mouse Opossum), 1546 nucleotides. RefSeq names its product 3-ketodihydrosphingosine reductase (gene KDSR). Gene Ontology annotation, molecular function: 3-dehydrosphinganine reductase activity. Gene Ontology annotation, cellular component: endoplasmic reticulum membrane. Gene Ontology annotation, biological process: sphingolipid biosynthetic process. The transcript has 10 exons. NCBI's taxonomy places the organism in Eukaryota, Metazoa, Chordata, Mammalia, Didelphimorphia, Didelphidae. The coding region runs from base 158 to 1156 and encodes 332 amino acids. The record is from RefSeq and is a predicted model, not a curated record.
CCGGGUUCCUGCCGCGGGUGCCCAGCUCAGCUCUAGCCAGCGGCUCCGGGUCUUUUGUCUUGCCCCCCCCCCUACCCUUGCUGCCUUCCAAUCCCGCCCCCCAGGCUCCACUCACGCAGCUGCGGCCCCCCUUGAACCCCCGGCUGCGGGCAGAGCGAUGCUGCUGCUGGCGGCCGCCUUCAUCGUAGCGUUCGUGCUGCUGCUCUACAUGGUCUCUCCGCUCAUCAGCCCUAAGCCCCUCGCCCUGCCCGGGGCCCAUGUAGUGGUUACUGGAGGAUCCAGUGGCAUUGGGAAAUGCAUUGCAAUUGAGUGUUAUAAGCAAGGGGCAUUUAUAACUCUGGUUGCAAGAGAUGAGAACAAGUUGCUCCAGGCAAAGAAAGAAAUUGAAAAACAUUCUAUUAAUGAUAAACAGGUCGUGCUCUGCAUAUCAGUCGACGUAUCUCAAGACUAUGGACAAGUGGAGAAUGUCAUAAAACAAGCACAAGAAAAACUGGGACCCGUUGAUAUGCUCAUAAACUGCGCAGGGAUGUCAGUUUCAGGAAAAUUUGAAGAUCUUGAAAUAAAUCAUUUUGAAAGAUUAAUGAAUAUAAAUUAUUUGGGCAGCGUGUACCCCAGCCGUGCAGUGAUAACCACCAUGAAAGAAAGGAGGAUGGGCAGGAUUGUCUUCGUGUCUUCCCAGGCAGGACAAUUAGGGCUGUAUGGUUAUACUGCGUACUCAGCGUCCAAGUUUGCUCUUAGAGGAUUGGCUGAAGCACUGCAGAUGGAGGUGAAACCAUAUAACGUCUAUAUAACCAUUGCCUAUCCACCAGAUACAGACACCCCAGGUUUUGCAGAAGAAAAGAAAACAAAGCCUUUAGAGACUCAACUUAUUUCAGAGACCUCAUCACUUUGCAAACCAGAACAGGUGGCAAAACAAAUUGUCAGAGAUGCCACACAAGGAAAUUUUAAUAGUUCCAUUGGCUCAGAUGGAUACAUGCUGUCAUCACUGACCUGUGGCAUGUCACCAGUAACAUCUAUUACCGAAGGACUCCAGCAGAUAGUUACGAUGGGUCUCUUUCGAACCAUCGCUCUAUUCUACCUUGGAAGUUUCGAUGGCAUCAUCCGACGAUGUAUGAUCCAGAGGACAAAGACUAAAACGGUGGACAAAACGGCUUGAUAAUCCUUCCGAGGAGCAGAGAAUGGUUAUUCAACGAUCUGGACAGCUUGCUGCUAACUGGGAUCUGACCUGUUGACUGGUGCAAAUGGGUUUGGAUAUACGGAGUUUGAACAGCUCUUUCUUCUUCAGGAACCUGGUUGAAGGCAGGAAGACAAAAACCCAAUUCCAGGAAAUAUUAAUACUAUGCAAAUAUGAGGAUGAAGACUUUUUGAUUCUCUGGGUUCUGAGGUAGAGAGAGGAUGGUGUGGGACACACUAGACUGUAAGAAGUGGGAGAAAAUGGGACUUUGAAGUGGGUACUUGCUGGUAAUUCUGAAUAAUGACAUGUAGGUCUUUUCUUUUAUUCUUUCCCCUCACCCCUAACCCGAUGGUGGUAGAGACCAAAAAUGGA